AUGGGAAACUGGAAGUAUCUCGCUCUCUUGGGCAUUUUUUUGUGCGGUGGCUUCACCAUUGCGUUUUCCGAGGCUUCCUUUUAUAAGAUCAGGAAAAUAGAAUGCAAAAUAAAUGCUGAAAUCCUCGACAACGUCUCUUGUGUUGUCAAACCAAUUAGUUGGACGCGCUCGGUGUUGAACCUGGAGGGCGACUUGAAGGAUAACGUCACUGAAGUUAAAGCGAUAGUGGAUAUCUUUUACAAGGAUUCUUCUAAUAUGUUUAAACCCUUUGGUGUUAAACUCAACUUUAAUAUUUGCCAACUCCUGGCUAAAAAGAAACAGGGAAAUUUUUUGGAAGAAUAUGCUGUACAUCAUCUAAGGACCCUGACAAAUGUCAACCAUAGCUGCCCAAUAUCGGUGAGUCUCUACAAAAGCCACCACGACUGUAGAUAUAUAAGGAAAAGCUAUUUUUAGGGUCAUAUUUAUGCACGGGACUUUUAUUUUGAUGAACUGACUUUGCCUCCGGUUCCACUGCAGGACUAUAAAGUAGCCUUUAACUUUUCAUACUCCAAGCCAGCUAGGAAUAUUGGAUUGAUAUUUGUAUUUUUCGAAGUAUUUGAGGACUAUUACAAAAACAAAAAACCCAAGUCACGGCCUAGGGCAUUAAUUCUAAACUAA
Molecule: messenger RNA, 657 nt
Organism: Drosophila kikkawai
Lineage: Eukaryota; Metazoa; Arthropoda; Insecta; Diptera; Drosophilidae
Source: RefSeq, a predicted model, not a curated record